This is a messenger RNA of Frankliniella occidentalis (western flower thrips), 520 nucleotides long. RefSeq lists its product as uncharacterized. NCBI's taxonomy places the organism in Eukaryota, Metazoa, Arthropoda, Insecta, Thysanoptera, Thripidae. The coding region runs from base 114 to 455 and encodes 113 amino acids. The record is from RefSeq and is a predicted model, not a curated record. The transcript has 2 exons.
AUCAAUUGCUAAUAGGAGAGUUAGUAUUAAAUUUUUAUUACUUACUUAAAAAAAUCAGCAUGAAGCAACAGAAUAUUCAUUACUACCUUUAACUUAAUUUACAGAUUAAAGCUAUGUCAUUGGACAGAUUUUGUGGGACAGAGAUAGGAGCAUCAGUUAGUCUCAUUAUUGGACGGCUUGACAUUGACCACAGACACACCACUACAAAAAAUAGGGAGGUGGCAACUCCGAUCAAAUUGGCUGGACAGUCCACUCCUAUCCGUGAUUCUGCACUGAACCUUUCAGCUCGAUCAACAUCAAAAUGGAGUGUGUCACAUAUUGAAAGUUUAUCCUGUGAGAGGAAAGGGGCCUUUGCACCAAGGAAACUUUAUGGUGAUUCAGAGACCACUGAUUACCAAGGAGAAUUGUCAUCCACACAUUGUUCAAAGGUUAGUUGUGCGAAGUUUUUAUUCUGAUGCAGAGGAUUGCACCCAGCGUUUCUAUGGCCAUGGCCUGGGUAGUAGAUUCCUUGGUGUUCUCU